CGUGUUUUCCCCUGCUGCCACCGCAUUGCUACAAAGUUUACAGUAUAGCAACAAUUGAAUGCUAGCAGCGGAGUUUCGAAGUUAAUUCUUGGUACAUUUCAGUUCGUCUUCAUGGUAACAUAAACCGGAGUUUGUGUUCUGGAGACGAUAAAAAGUCAGUGACCCGCAUGGAAACACAGAGCCCAGCUUCCCAUCUGCUGUAGGGGAUUUUUGUGUAGUGCUGGUCGAUGCGAAAGAUAGUUGUUGAUUUGCUAACACGAGCACGAGAGUUGCUCCAGCGUUACAUGUGGGGCAUGUGCGCUUUGUUGUUUUAGUUUAUAUACAUUACAGCUUAACACAGUUUUAGCAAGGUCUAUAUUUCCUUACUUUAAAGUGCAUCUGAUCGAAGUUUAACCAACCAAUAGUUAGGUUUUAGUGUGGAAACUGCUUUUCAGGUAAGCUAAUUACGGACUAGUUUUACGGUUUUGGUUAAACGCAACCAAUUACCACGUUGAUUUCAACGCAGUAGGCCUAUGCCCAUUAGACGUUUUGCUGGUCACAAGUCUUUGUUCCCUUACUCUCAAACCCCCAACCUUUCGAAAAAUGAAUGUUUCAAGAAGUGGGUACCGUGUCUUUUCUGCUAACUCCUCCACCGCCUGCAUCGAGCUGGCCAAGAAGAUCACCGAUACUCCUGGGAGUCUAGCUGCAGGUGACCCGUGGCCAGUGGACGGUUGGGUGUAGAGUUGGGCAAGUCAGUGGUUUAUCAAGGGUCGAACUCGGAGACCAAAGUGGAAGUGCAAGAGUCUGUACGUGGACAAGACAUCUUUAUCAUUCAGACCAUUCCCAGGGAUGUCAACACGGCCAUCAUGGAGCUGCUGGUUAUGGCCUACGCUCUGAAGACUAACUGUGCCAAGAACAUCAUCGGGGUCAUUCCCUACUUUCCCUACAGCAAGCAGUGCAAGAUGAGGAAGAGGGGGUCCAUCGUCUGCAAGCUGCUAGCAUCCAUGUUAGCUAAAGCUGGUCUAACCCACAUCAUCACCAUGGACCUCCACCAGAAAGAGAUCCAGGGUUUCUUCAGCUUCCCCGUUGACAACCUGAGAGCUUCCCCCUUCCUCAUCCAGUACAUCCAGGAGGAGAUUCCAGACUACAGGAAUGCCGUAAUUGUUGCAAGGUCCCCUUCAUCUGCCAAGAGAGCUCAGUCCUAUGCUGAGAGGCUGCGCCUGGGCCUGGCAGUGAUGCACGGAGAAGCCCACCACUCAGAGUUGGACAUGCCUGACGGACGACAAUCUCCGCCGCCCUUGUCUCGCACCACCCCGGGGCACACCGGCCUCGAGCUGCCAUUAAUGAUGGCGAAGGAGAAGCCCCCCAUCACUGUUGUCGGAGACGUGGGAGGCAGAAUUGCCAUCAUUGUUGAUGACAUCAUCGAUGAUGUGGAGGACUUUGUUGCCACAGCAGAAAUCCUCAAAGAGAGGGGAGCCUACAAGAUCUACAUCAUGGCGACACACGGCCUGCUGUCUGCAGACGCACCCAGACUACUGGAGGACUCCGCCAUCGAUGAGGUGGUGGUGACCAACACCGUGCCUCACGAGGUGCAGAAGCUUCAGUGUCCAAAAAUCAAGACUGUGGACGUCAGUAUGAUCCUGGCUGAGGCCAUCCGCCGCACCCACAACGGAGAGUCCAUGGCUUAUCUGUUCCGCAACAUCGCUGUGGAUGACUGAGGCAACACACACACUUGCAUUUACAUUCCAGCACACACACACACACCGAUGACCAAGAUUAAUGCAUUUUUGCUUUAACCUGUUGUUCUUGUUUGUUUUACGGAUAACAUGUUGGCAGAAACUGACUGUAUUCACUGUGUUAGACAAGUCAAACUCUACUCUAAUCCUCUGAUAAGAUACAUAAUGGGACUGUACACGCAAUGCAAACUGUUUCACUUCACUAACACAUGCUUCCCACCAUCUGAAAACAUAUAUAGCACAACAUAAUGUAUCACGUGCAUCCUCUCAGUCAGCUGAAGAAUUUGGCAAAUAAAACUAUUAUUCUUGGGUGAA
Gymnodraco acuticeps is the source of this 2030-nucleotide messenger RNA. RefSeq names its product phosphoribosyl pyrophosphate synthase-associated protein 1-like. The coding region runs from base 846 to 1697 and encodes 283 amino acids. Gene Ontology annotation, cellular component: cytoplasm; ribose phosphate diphosphokinase complex. The transcript has 11 exons. Lineage: Eukaryota; Metazoa; Chordata; Actinopteri; Perciformes; Bathydraconidae. Gene Ontology annotation, molecular function: ribose phosphate diphosphokinase activity; magnesium ion binding. The record is from RefSeq and is a predicted model, not a curated record. Gene Ontology annotation, biological process: purine nucleotide biosynthetic process; 5-phosphoribose 1-diphosphate biosynthetic process.